This is a messenger RNA of Asterias rubens (European starfish), 4677 nucleotides long. Its product is annotated as S1 RNA-binding domain-containing protein 1-like. Gene Ontology annotation, biological process: nucleobase-containing compound metabolic process; translation. The transcript has 22 exons. Gene Ontology annotation, molecular function: mRNA binding; structural constituent of ribosome. The record is from RefSeq and is a predicted model, not a curated record. The coding region runs from base 513 to 2993 and encodes 826 amino acids. NCBI's taxonomy places the organism in Eukaryota, Metazoa, Echinodermata, Asteroidea, Forcipulatida, Asteriidae.
UAUUAUUCUUUUCUUCUUCUUGCUUUUACUGUGUUCUGUAGGCCAUACGGUAUAAUCAUUGUAGCGGGACAUAAUAUUCUCGGAAACCCACUGGUCUGAACUGGUGGGGAGGGUGUGGGUGUAGAGAAAGGACAUGUGGGGUACCCCCGACAAACCGGAACACUGUCGAAUUCUUGGGAAUUCGUAACAGAGAAGUAUAACACAAUGUUUAAAAGGUGCGGAGGAUUGGCAUGCUAUGGAAAGAAAAUGAAAUACAAAGCGUCACUAUACCCGAUCUCAUCAUUCUAGUUUUUAGCUCCGGUCUAUGUGCACCACUCUGCGAUUUCUACACGAACUCAGAAGUUAUAAUUGACCGAGUCAGUGAAAAAUGAAGACGUACAUUUUAUUGACCCUGGUUGUGUGUAAAGUGUGUGCCGUAGUGCAAGCUAAUAAUAUGGAAGAUGAGGGACUCAAGGAGAGUCUGAGAAAUCUUCUCAUGAGGUUGGAAACACGGGAGUUUGAGCAAAAACUGAAUGAGAAACUGCCCGAGCAGAAACUUAACAGGUAAUCAUCUUUCCAUUCUACAUGUACUGAGAAAAAUGGACAACACCCAGAAAGACGGAGCUUCGACAUCUGCAGCCAAGAUGGAUGCAUCAAGUGGACUAAUGAUGAACUGGAAUAUAGUAGAUCUACUCUCCCAGAGUGUAUAUGAGAAAUACUGGGCUGUUAGAAAUGUAGUAGAUCUGGUGGAAGAGGGAUGCAGUGUGCCAUUUAUUGCACGAUAUCGGAAGGAACGGACUAAUAACAUGGAAGCCGACAAAAUCAGAGAGGUUGUUUCUAAACUGGAAGAGCUCAAAAGCGUGCAGAUCAAAGCAACAACUGCAGUCAAGCAGAUAGAAAAGAGUGGGAAAAUGACUGACAGAUUACUAAAUGCCUUCAAGAAUGCUGAAACCAUUGAGGAAGUCAAAGUGUUGUUUGUUCCGUAUAAGACUGGAGCUAAGACGACUCUAGCAGAGAGAGCGAGAAAGUUGGGCUUGGAUCCUGCUGCCGAGAGCCUUCUUCGUUGGCCGGCUAAGUUUCAGCUUACGCACUUUGUCGAUUCUGGAGUGAAAGGGAGAAGUUCGGUGGCAGAGGUAGCGAAAGGCAUUGAGCAUAUCUUGACAGACAUCAUAGCAAAAAGUAGCACAGUCGUUAACAAACUCAGACAGCUUAGAGUGAAGCAGAACCCACCUCCAAUGAUCCAGACAAGUCAGAGAGCCAUAACUGAAGAGAAUCAAGGAGCAUCGGACACUUACGUCCUGUAUUAUGAUUUCUCUACGUCCGUCAGAUCAAUCAAACCACAUCAGGUCAUGGCUAUAAACAGAGCUGAAGUUCUCAAAGUUUUGAACGUCAAGUUGUGUAUACCAGACAGCACUGUAACCAAGCUCAAGACAUUCUGCCACUCACAAUGGAUGCCUAAAACCAGGUGUCCUGAGUUGGUCACUAAGCUCAUACAGUCUUCCAUCAGCGAGGCCUGCAGUAAACGCCUUCUGCCCAUGAUCAUUCGAGAAAUAAGAUCGAAUUUAACAAAGACAGCCGAGAAGGCUUCAGUUGAUGUGUUUGCGCUAAACCUUCGCCGACUCCUGCUGACCCCACCAGUAAGGGGAAAGGUCGUCAUGGGACUUGACCCCGGCUACAGGAAUGGAGUUAAGAUGGCCAUCACAUCAGCUACAGGUCAAAUAUUGGAAACGGAUGUGGCCAUGCUCCACGGAAGUCAUGGAAGGAGAGAAACCCAGAAGAUUGUUGAGAUGGCAAAGAGGCAUGGAUGUGAAACCAUAGCUUUAGGUAACGGAACAGCCUGCAGGGAGACAGAGGGGAUCCUGUCCAACCUCAUCAACGAUAAAGCCUUUGGUAACCUCAAGGUCAUGUACUGCAUUGUGAAUGAAGACGGUGCAUCUAUUUAUAGUGUGUCUCCUGACGCUAAAAAGGAAAUGCCAGAUCUCGACCCAAACCACAGAAGUGCUGUUUCUAUCGCUCGAAGGCUCCAAGAUCCUCUUGUUGAACUUGUCAAGAUAGAUCCCAAACAUCUUGGCAUCGGCAUGUAUCAGCAUGAUGUUCAUGACAAGUUCUUGAAGGAGGCUCUAGAUGGAGUGGUAGAGGAGUGUGUCAGUUUCGUUGGUGUUGAUCUCAAUGUGUGCUCCGAAAGUCUCCUCAGGAAGAUUGCCGGCCUGAAUGUCGCAAGAGCUAAAAAGAUUAUAGAGUACCGAGAGAAGAACGGUUUCUUUGUGAAUCGAGAGCAGCUAUUGGACAUCAAGGGUCUAGGACCAAAGUCAUAUCAGCAGUGUGCUGGAUUUGUUAGAGUGUCACCGGAGUCCACUGGACACGAUAUCCAAGCCCCGGUUGUAGACCUCACAGCAGAGGAUAAUGAACCAAUAAAACCUGGAUCCAAGAGGAAAGCGACGAGUAGCGGGAAGAGUAAAGCUAAGAAGAAGAAGAAGACCGAGUUUAUUCAGAAUCCACUAGACAUGACGUGGAUCCAUCCCGAAUCCUAUAACAUCACUACUGAGGUUCUAUCGAGGGCAGAAGCAAGUGCUAGCGACAUUGGAAAACCUCUCAUGAAAACCAAACUGCAGAGAUUACUACAAUCAACCGGUAUGAGGCGUCUGGCAGAAGAGUUUGAAGUUGGUGAACCCACAAUGCAGUUGAUUAUAGACGGACUUCAGCAACCAGUGGAUCGUGAUAUCAGAGAGGCGUACGACAAGCCACUCUUCAAGAAAAACCUUCAAUCCAUCUCAGACCUCAAACGGGGGGAUGUGCUGACAGGCCGCGUCACUAAUAUGACCCACUUUGGUGCAUUUGUUGACAUCGGCGUUCAAAAUAAUGGCCUGAUACACAACAGCAACAUCAGACCGAACUUCCUGAAGAAGGGACAACCCCUGGGACCUGGGGACAAGGUUGAAGUAAAAAUACUUCAAAUCCAAACCGCGGGGAGGAAGACUAAGAUUGGCUUAGAGUUGUGUAAACCUGUCAUGUGAUUCCUGAAGCAGGCAACCUCUCCUACCUGGGGGACAGGAUUGAGAUCAGAAUACUUUAAACCCUAACUGCAGGAAAGAACAGCAAGGCUAAGAUUGGCUCAGAGCUUUGUAAACCAGUCUUGUGAUACCUGAAGCAGGAUUGACCUCUCAGACCUGGGGACUGGAUUGAGGUCAGAAUACUUGAAACUCAAACCCUUGGGAGGAACAGGAAGGCUAAGAUUGGCUUAGAGCUUUGUAAACCAGUCAUGUGAUUCCUGAAACAGGAACGACCCCUAAGACCUGGGGACCGGAUUGAGGUCGGUACACUUUAAGCUCAAACCCACAGGGAGGAACAGAAAGGCUAAGAUUGGCUUAGAGCUUUGUAAACCAGUCUUGUGAUACCUGAAGCAGGAUUGACCUCUCAGACCUGGGGACUGGAUUGAGGUCAGAAUACUUGAAACUCAAACCCUUGGGAGGAACAGGAAGGCUAAGAUUGGCUUAGAGCUUUGUAAACCAGUCAUGUGAUACCUGAAGCAGGAUCGACCUCUCAGACCUGGGGACUGGAUUGAGGUCGGAAUACUUUAAGCUCAAACCCACAGGGAGGAACAGAAAGGCUAAGAUUGGCUUAGAGCUUUGUAAACCAGUCAUGUGAUUCCUGAAACAGGAACGACCCCUAAGACCUGGGGACCGGAUUGAGGUCGGAAUACUUUAAGCUCAAACCCACAGGGAGGAACAGAAAGGCUAAGAUUGGCUUAGAGCUUUGUAAACCAGUCAUGUGAUUCCUGAAACAGGAACGACCCCUAAGACCUGGGGACCGGAUUGAGGUCGGAAUACUUUAAGCUCAAACCCACAGGGAGGAGCAGAAAGGCUAAGAUUGGCUUAGAGCUUUGUAAACCAGUCUUGUGAUACCUGAAGCAGGAUUGACCUCUCAGACCUGGGGACUGGAUUGAGGUCAGAAUACUUGAAACCCAAACUGUAGGGAGGAACGGCAAGACUAAGACUGGACAAUCAGUCAUGUGAUUCUAGACUGUAAAAUGGAUCAGUAUAAUGGAUCAGAACCCAUGUGUGUGUCCCCCACCAUGCACUCACCCCAUGGUGUAAAUAUAGAUCAUAACAUGGCCACUCUCCAUUGAACUAACCGUCACACAGCUGGUUAUGCACUGCAGACAAACUAACAGUACGGGUAUUCUAUUGGCAACAUGAGAGUGUGAUCAAUUAAUGUGCAAGUGCUAGCUAGUUAUUGACUUUAGCGCUGUUGACAUCAGACUUUGUUUAUGACAGAAGAAUGGGAAACCAUUGUGUCUCUGCACUGUCGGGGGAAAUGCAGUACCCAGUUACAGCACUUAAACGGGUAUUGACAACACCAGAGUCCAAUUUCAUAGAGCUGCUUAAGCACAAGAACUAGCUAAGCACAACCAAAUUAUGCUUACCAGAAUAAGGUUACCAGCCAAACAACCAUGUCACAUGUUCGAUUUGUCACUGGUAUGCUGCUCUUUUCUGCUAAGCAGUCAAUUUUUAAGCAAUGCUUUGUAAUUAGUUUCUGCUUCAGCAGCUCUAUGAAAUUGAGCCCUGUACAGGGCCAGGGGUCUAGUCAUAAUUAUGUCAAUUAUGGACAAGACAAGUUAGUUCUAUAAUAUAUGUUAAAUUUGCAUCGGGGAUAAAGAAUAUUAAUUUUUGGUUUUUACCCAUACACCGAUGUGUGUAA